AUGGGGAAGAGGAGGACCAAGAAAAGACUGGAUUUAUUGACAUCUGAUCAGGCAGCAGCUCCCCAGGAAGUUCCUAGAAAGAGAGGUCGACCGCGUAAAGUUAUAGCAGUGAAAGAGAAAGCCGAUCAGGAAGGCGAUAAUAUACCUGAUGAAACAGGAGAUGAGCAGCAACAGCAGCAACAAGAACACCAACAAGAAGAAGCAUCUUCAUCCCGAGAUGCUGGCAAAGACGAAGAGAAAGCUAUCCAGGAGCAAAAUCAAGAAGACGAGAAGCCGAGUAGCAGUAGAGGGAGAAGGAAAAGCCGAAAACCUCUAAAGAGCACAUGA
Molecule: messenger RNA, 327 nt
Organism: Dioscorea cayenensis subsp. rotundata (Guinea yam)
Lineage: Eukaryota; Viridiplantae; Streptophyta; Magnoliopsida; Dioscoreales; Dioscoreaceae
Product: rho GTPase-activating protein gacV-like
Exons: 1
Coding region: 1-327 (108 amino acids)
Source: RefSeq, a predicted model, not a curated record